Messenger RNA from Labrus bergylta (ballan wrasse), 7624 nucleotides. It is a transcript of the gene tulp4b, whose product is annotated as TUB like protein 4b. Gene Ontology annotation, molecular function: protein binding. Lineage: Eukaryota; Metazoa; Chordata; Actinopteri; Labriformes; Labridae. The record is from RefSeq and is a predicted model, not a curated record.
GAAGAGAAGCGCCUGGCAACACGACCGCACAGUGCGCCGACUGUCUCCGGAAAAAGACGUUGUUCCAGCGGGUCCAGGAUCAUUACACAACUCAACAGAGCCACAUCAGGAGGACAUGGGGUGGGACACUGUCACCAGAGAGGAUUCAAAUCGUCUCAUGGCUAACUCUGAAGUGCAGAGCUGUUUGAUUUGAAUGAACCUAGAGCUGGACAACAUCUGGCUGUAUGAUGCAUUUUACCUCUCCAUAAAUUUUUAUUGCAAGUAUCAAGAGCAGAGCAGCCAUUACCCGUCAGUGCAUCACCUGAAUUGAAUUAUGGACACCUUUAAUGGAGGAAUUUUAACUCAACAUGCCCAGGAACUAUGAGCCUGGUCACUCAGUAGGGAUGUUGGCCGCCGUGGAACAUGGUCCCAUCCUCUGCAGCGACUCCAACAUCCUCUGCCUCUCAUGGAAAGGCCGGGUACCCAAGAGUGAAAAGGACAAGCCGGUGUGCCGGAGACGGUACUAUGAAGAGGGCUGGCUCGCCACAGGGAACGGGAGAGGAGUCGUUGGCGUGACGUUCACAUCGAGUCACUGCAGGAGGGACAGAACUACACCUCAGAGGAUCAAUUUCAACCUGAGAGGACACAACAGCGAGGUUGUCUUGGUGCGGUGGAAUGAACCAUUUCAGAAGCUGGCCACCUGUGAUAUGGAGGGAGGUAUUUUUGUGUGGAUCCAGUAUGAAGGAAGAUGGUCUGUAGAGUUGGUGAACGACAGAGGAGCACAGGUGAGUGACUUCACUUGGUCACAUGAUGGCACUCAGGCCCUCAUCGCCUACAGGGAUGGAUUUGUGUUGGUUGGCUCGGUCAGCGGGCAAAGACACUGGUCCUCCGAGAUCAACCUGGAGAGUCAGAUCACCUGUGGCAUCUGGACACCUGAUGAUCAGCAGGUCCUGUUUGGUACAGCAGACGGUCAGGUGAUAGUGAUGGACUGUCACGGACGAAUGCUCGCCCAUGUUCUGUUACACGAGUCCGAUGGGAUCGUGAGCAUGUCCUGGAACUGCCCUGAUUUCCUGGUGGAGGACAGCACCGAGAGCGACACGGACUCAGACGACAAUAUUCUGCCCUUAGUGCGGAGAGUCAAGCCUUUGUUGACGGUCACCUUCUUAUCUGGAGAUAUCAGCUUAAUGAACAACUAUGACGACCUCUCUCCUGCUGUAAUCCGCUCAGGGCUAAAAGAUGUUGAGGCCCAGUGGUGCUCUCAGGGAGACCUCCUGGCUGUGGCCGGCAUGGAGAGACACGGGCUUCCCACUGACUCUGCUUGUGCAUCCAUCAUGAGGAACGCCCUUGUCAAGUUCUACAAUGUCCAAGGAGAACACAUAUACACUUUGGAAACACCGGCACAGAGACCCAUUACCACCAUCUGUUGGGGUCACAGAGACUCUCGCCUGUUCCUUGCUUGUGGACCAGCACUGUACGUGGUGCGUGUGGAACACAGGGUGGCCAGCCUCCAACUUUUAUGCCAGCAGGGCAUCGCCAGCGCUCUGCGUGAGGAGAAAGAUGUGGGGAAACUGAACAUGCCCUCCCUGCUCUGCUCCUAUGUCACAACUGCCUUCAUACCCACUAUCAAGCCCCCCAUCCCCGACCCCAACAACAUCCGUGACUUUGUCAGCUAUCCCACAGCUGGGAACGAGCGGCUCCACUGCACCAUGAAGCGAGCAGAGGACAGCCCUGAGGCAGGCGGGCCCUGUUACACACUCUACCUUGAAUAUUUAGGAGGACUGGUGCCUAUCCUCAAAGGAAGGCGCAUCAGUAAACUCCGACCUGAGUUUGUCAUAAUGGAUCCCAAAACAGACAGCAAAACAGAGGAGGUCUGCGUGAAUCCCAUGAUUUCAUACACUGACAGCUGUAACUGCUCUGACUCCAGUGACAUUGAAUUGAGCGAUGAGUGGGUCGGGAAGAAGUCACCAAAGUUAUCCCGAGGAAACAGGAUGAACAUGGAGUUGAGAAAAUCUCCCAAACUGUCACGCACCAAUCAGGAAGGCCAGAGGUCACCACGGUUACCAAUGAAAAAGCCUCCAGUUCGGUCUCCCAGUCUGACACGUCGAGAGUUUUCUAUGGAUGGGAUCACAGAGCACAACUACCUAGCUCAAGUCACAUCCAACAUCUGGGGGACAAAAUUCAAAAUAGUUGGACUUGCAACUUUUCUCCCUGCCAAUCUAGGUGCAGUUAUUUACAAGACCAGUUUGCUUCAUCUGCAACCGAGACAGAUGACAAUCUACCUUCCAGAAGUGAGGAAGAUUUCUCAUGACUUUAUGAGCCUGCCCGUUUUCAACCCCAAUGUGUUCAGUGAAGAUGAGGAUGACUUACCAGUGAUGGGUCCAUCUGGAGUGUCUGGAGACAAUCCCCCCUGCACAGUCAACAUUCCCAUUGCUCCCAUCCACAGCCCGGCUCAGGCUAUGUCUCCAACUCAGAGUAUUGGCCUGGUUCAGUCUCUUCUGGCAAAUCAGAAUAUUCAGCUUGAUGUCCUGACAAACCCUACAGCCACUGCAGCCGCUGCAGCAGCGGUGGCGGCAGCUUCAGUUCCUGUUACUGAUCACGGGCAGGAUGCAGUUGCGUCACCAUAUCCCGUGCCAGCUAGAUACUCAAAUCCCGGUCAGGUGAUCUUCAAUGGGCUGGAGAUGGGUCCUCUUCUUCCUGGUACUCUUCCUCCUCCGCCUCCUCCUCACCAUCUUCCCCCGCAGCCUCACUCGCAGCGGUCUCACUCACAGCCGCCCCGCCAACCGCCGCCCAAGCAGUCCCAGCAAAUGCAGAUGCAGCAGCAGCAGCAAAAAAUGCAUCAUCAUCAACAACAGCAGCAGCAGCAACACCUUCACCAGGCCCAAACUCAGCAGCAACAGCUACAGCAGCAACAUCAACAGCUACAGCAACUGCACCACCAGCAGGUGCUACUUCAACAGCAGCAACAACAACACCAACAACUCCAGGUUCAGCAACACCAACAAAUGCAAACAAAUGGACAGCCAGUGACACCGCAACAACUUCAUCACCAACAGCAAAUCCAACAGCAGCAGCAACAGAUGCAGCUGCAGCACGAACAGAUGCAACAGCAGCAGCAGCAGAUGCAACAGCAGCAGCAGCAAAUCCGGCAGCAGAUCCUGGAGAUGAGGCAACAGCAGCAGCAGCUUCAGCAGCAGCACCAGCAGAUCCAGCAGCAACAUCAACAGAUGCAGAGGCAGCACCAACAAAUGCAGCAGCAACUGAAGAUGCAGAUGUCGUUGCCACCUCCUCCAACCGGGUAUCCAACCAUUUCUUUACAACAGAUUCAUAUUCUGCCUCAGAUUCUUCCUCCGACCUCUGAGUCUGGGCUGAACAGAGCAGAGCACGUACACACUCUUAAGCCAAGUCUGCCAAGGACUUUACCCCCCUUCACUGACCCUGAUAUAUCUAUUGAGAUGCAGAUGAGGAAGGUUAAUCCUCCUCCUCCAUAUCCGGGCACCGUGGUGUCUGCCGCAGCAGCCACAGUCGUCACUACGCCUCAAACUCUUGUCACAAACUGUGACAGCCCAAGUGUCCUGGCACCAGACCCCUGCCUGAAGAAGGAUGAAUUUUUGCUUCACCCUGUCACUCUACAGUACCCUACACCUCUGGGGUAUGAAAGGAUCACAACCUUUGACAGCAGUGGCAAUGUGGAAGAAGUUUGUCGGCCUCGAAGGCGCCUCGUUCGCAACCAGAAUGCGUACGCUGUCCACGGCUCUGCCACUCUGAAAGUCACGUCCUCUGAGACUAAAAAGAUUCAGCUUCCUUACAGCUCAGCGACAUUGAGUCGUCUCUCUGUCCCUCGAUACUCCAUACCAAGCGGAGACCCACCUCCUUACCCAGAUCCAGCCAAUCAAGUAACUGCCACGCUUCCUCCUCCCCAGAGAAUCGACAGCAGUCUGAUUCAUGCUACUAUGCGCCGUGACCGCAGGGACGUAGGGCUUAAAGUGCCACAGAUGAUGGAAAGCUCAAGAACCCUUCCCACCAAGGCGAAAAUAAAUAGCGCACUAGCACUUAGCUACCAGCAGAGGUUGCCAACUGCUUUGUACACAUGCACACAGUGCAGCAGUAACAGCAGCAGCACCAGUGUCAGUGUUAGUGGAGGUGGAACUACAAGCAGUGGCAUCGCAGGUGGCACAGUGGUGAGGCAAGACUUCCCACCAGGGAAAGGAGCACAUCACAGUACCAUCAUUGUGCACUCCAAAGGAACUUCACCCCUGGCCUCUCAGUCCUCUUACAGUCUGCUGGGUGCUGUUGAUAACAGCAGAGACAGAACAGUGUAUGUUAACUCUGCCUUUACUGAAGACGAGACCUUAAAUCAGCAGUGUCACCUUGAGAAAUCUGUACGCCAACUUACUCUCGGUGAUGUCAAUCUGACACUCAAACGGCCUCCGCCUUACCAGUGGGAUCCCUCCACAGCUGAGGAGUUCUGGCUCACUCCCGAGCAAACAAUGUUAGGCCCUCCACCAGGACCUCAUAAAGCUCCUCCACUCAUCAUCAGCCAAACUCAGCACUUAGACAUGAGCCGGCUGCCGUUUGUCCUCACCACUAAACCUCAAACCAGUCCGAGCACGAGUACCCUUACUUUCCCAUCAGGGUACCAGAUAUCCCUCUCGCCAUUCCCUCCGGGUGUAGCUCAUAGUGGUCCUCCACUCCAGACCUUACAGAAUCCUCCACCCCAAUGCAAUCCCAAUGAAGUAGUUGGUUCAGGCCCUUUUGGCCAACAGGAUUCAAACUUGGUUCUGCCGCCAGGAUAUCCUUCAAAUCUGGCUAACCUGGCCUGUUGUCCUCUCCCUCCGAUGUAUCCAGGAGCCAGCUCAUGUGCUGGACUCCAGCUGCACCCUGUCAACCUUCAUCCCUGGAACCCCUACCCCUGCCCGCCUCCCAUGCAAGACCCCCCAGCACCCCCCCUCCCCACGAAAACCCAUCAGAUUCUAGAGAAGCCGAUUAUCUCCCCUCCACCUCCGACUGCACCACCACCACCACCCCCUCUCCCCCCUCCUCCUCCACCUACUGAGCUACCACCGUCCAAAAUUGCCACAGAGGAUCAAGCAGAGUCCGCCAACAACUUUCCAGAACCAUCUUCCCUGAACGAAAGCCCCGUGCAGCAGGAGUCAGAGCGCUUCAACAAGAAGAGCCGCAAAAGACUCGACAGCCGAGCCGAGGAGGCCAACAUGUCCAAUGUCUCUGAAGGCAAAUCAAGAAAGGAAGGCCGGGCACUCUCUGACUUCAACACUCUCAUUUCCAGCCCGAGGCUUGGCAGCAGAGAGAAGAAGAAGCCAAAGGGCCAGAGAGAGCAGCUCAAUAAAACCAAGAAGAUGAACAGGACCACAAAUGAGUUCCAAGAUAGCUCAGAGAGUGAACCAGAGUUGUUUAUUAGUGGCGACGAGCUCAUGAACCAGAACCAGAGUAGUAAGAAGAGCUGGAAGAACAAGCGUAGUAUGCGCAUGGCAAGUGAGCUGGAGGAGAUAAAGUGCCGCAAGGCAAAUGAAAGAGAGGACCGCAGUUUGGGAAGCCAAGGGUUUGUCUAUGUGAUGGCCAACAAACAACCACUGUGGAACGAAGCCACACAGGUCUACCAGCUGGAUUUUGGAGGACGAGUGACACAGGAGUCAGCAAAGAAUUUUCAAAUUGAGCUGGAUGGUAGACAGGUGAUGCAGUUUGGGCGAAUAGAUGGGAAUGCCUAUAUCUUGGAUUUCCAAUAUCCGUUCUCAGCAGUGCAGGCGUUUGCUGUUGCCCUGGCCAAUGUGACUCAAAGGCUGAAGUGAAAAGGUCAUUUUGUGUUCUUGUAGACAUAUAGAAUGGAAACCACAAUGGUCUUGACCAUGAGGGUCCACAGUGGUAUUAUACCCCAGUGUGUCAGGCGAUAGAUGGGGCAAUGUCAGUGACCUGGUGGUUCUUUUUUUUAAAAAGAAUAAUGUACAAGAUGGUCUUGCCAAUGCAGACUAUUUGCUGAUCAUUUACAAUCAGUGUGUUGAAGACGAAGGGGGUCUUGGACAGUGGUCUUGGACAGUGGUCUUUGAGGCUUACAAGUCCAUCAUUUCAAGUUAAUACAGUAUAAUGAAUGUAUUUAAGCUCAUUUUAAGUAGUGUUCAAAUGUUAUUUAGUGAGGUCAAAAAAAAAAGUCAGCCUGAACAAGAGUUAGACAAAGUAAAUGUUGGAAUAGAGUUAAAAAGCUGUCGGAAAGUUAAUACCACAUUUGGUGCCAAAGACAUCUGCCCUUUCUUGAAAUGAUGGCUCAUUAAGUAUAUUUAAAAUAAGUACAUUACAUUACAGUAUUUCAUAUGUAAGAGAUUGGGUAUUUUGAGAUAUGGUGGCUUUCAUGAAGCCAUGCCAUCUCUGAUACAACACUGCACAAUUUGAUUCAAUUAUACAUGAUUAAAAACUAAAAUAAAAAGGUUGUGGUAUCCAUACCAAUAUUUUCUCAAUACCUUUUUUGAAUCUUUAUUGUUCAACAUCAAUUGUACAACAUUUGUUAGGCAGCCAUUACAUUUUUAGUCUGUUAUGAUUUGCAAAUGCCCCCUACUUUGUGUUCAAGUGACUGAACAUGCAAUAGAAGAAUAUAUUGAUUCUGUAACUGUGACGUUAACGGUUCAGUACAGUUUAUCAUAGUAUGUAUAUUUUCUAUUCAUGACACUUCUAUGAAGUGAUGCAAUGAUCAUUGUAUGUCAUAUAAGUUUGGCCACAGUACUGCAAAACAUAAUUCAGUCAGACUUAGUUAUGAUGUGAAUUUACAUUUUUCUUUUAGUCCCCAAACUCCCUUCUACAACAUGUCAGUAAUUAUUAACAGCAAAUGUAUGUGUGCCAAACAGAACCGAAUAGCCAAAUACAUCUGGCUAAAAUUAAGUAUGUGGGGAAGUUGAUAGAAAGUGCUCGAAAAUUUAGCAUUGACACUAAGAUCCAUUCGGUGAAUCUCAAACUCAGUUGGCUCUGUGUUGUUAUCUUUGGGUGUUUAUGAUGCUACUACAUCAGUAGUUUGCCUUGUUGGAAGUCAGUGCUGCUUUAGAUAGAUAGAGCUUGUGUGCAGUAAUGCUACCUACAUAGAACUGAUGUUGAAAUUGCAAAACAAAAUACAAAGCUGCUUGCACUGUGUUUUUAGAAAAUACAUUAACAUUACUAUAUGCUUAGAAAAAUGUGCUUAUGUGUUGCUGAUUUCAGUAGUUUUGUACUUCACCUUUGCUUUAACAUUGUACCAAGAGUUUUUUGAUGUUACAAAAAAAAUAGAAAGAGAAAAAUAAACUUGCAAAGGUAUUGAAAACAGAAAAAUCAUAAAAUGAUAGAAUGAAUGAGGUCAUUUCAGAUUUGGUGCUAAUGUAUAAAGAAAAUAAUAUGGAAAUGAAAAGUAUAUCAAAAAGUAUUUUGAAAGACUACAGGAAAUGAAGCGCUGAGAUUUAUAUUUAAGGACUUUCAUUUAAUGCAGUUAAAAGACCCCAGCAAAUCUGUGUGUCAGCUAUUAUUAAUACUGCUUAAUCAAUAGAUGGUUGCUUGAUUUUCUUUUUCUCUCUUAUUUUACAAAGGAAACAAAUGUGUUAUGACCAUAGGUUUAUAUUGGACCUAUAGGCUGGCGGGAGUGCAAUUAAUAUGUAAUAAAAAGAUUGUUCCAACUGUU